This is a messenger RNA of Perkinsus marinus ATCC 50983, 153 nucleotides long. RefSeq lists its product as hypothetical. NCBI's taxonomy places the organism in Eukaryota, Perkinsozoa, Perkinsida, Perkinsidae. The annotation marks the transcript as partial. The record is from RefSeq and is a predicted model, not a curated record. The transcript has 2 exons.
GCACGACCACGGGCUGUACUCGGCCAUGCAAGCCCUAGAGACCGAGACCAAUACAAAACUUUGUGUUCCCCAUGCUAACGAUGCCGUUGAGUACUUCCGUUCGGUGGUCAUGGCUGGGCGUUGGGAUGACCUGUUGAGACUCGUGAGGAAGUU